This is a messenger RNA of Drosophila obscura, 2166 nucleotides long. It is a transcript of the gene Vap33, whose product is annotated as vesicle-associated membrane protein-associated protein B/C. Gene Ontology annotation, biological process: endoplasmic reticulum membrane organization. The record is from RefSeq and is a predicted model, not a curated record. Gene Ontology annotation, cellular component: endoplasmic reticulum membrane; plasma membrane. The transcript has 7 exons. Lineage: Eukaryota; Metazoa; Arthropoda; Insecta; Diptera; Drosophilidae. Gene Ontology annotation, molecular function: FFAT motif binding. The coding region runs from base 613 to 1410 and encodes 265 amino acids.
UUGACGGGCGUUUUUCUGCUGACUGAAUUUUUAGCCUCUGCAUUUGCAUAUGAAAAUUUUACUAGAUUCGAAGAAAAGCUAAACUAACUAAGUGAAAUAGCCGAGCCAGAAUCAAAGUGACAUCAAAUCGAGUAGAAAAUUGCAUUGCACGAAGCAGGGUUGAUCAUCGUUUUUUUUUUGUACGCAACAACACGGAAUUUGUGUUUGGUAUAUUCUUUAUAUUCUAACCGUGAGCGAGAGUGUGUGUGUGUGUGGUCGCAUAAAUUUACCGAUAUUUCGCCUGGCCUCGCUCUCUGACAAAUCGGACGGAGCCAGCAGCGACAAACGAGCAACGCGCAGCUUAUGAAAAGUCGAGAAGAGAAAAAAUAAAACAAUCGGGAAAUCUAGUUAAAAAGGUAGCAUAAAAAGGUUUUUCUCGGAAAAUAUUAGCAGCCCGGGAAGAAACGCAAGAAGAACGAAAAGAACCCACCACUACAACUACAACGACAACAAGGUGAAGGCAAAACCAGGACAAGCAGCGCGCAAAAACGCACAAAAGAAUUAAGGAAGAAUACCGAAAAGCAGACAAGAAGUUGCAAUUUUUCUACAGUGGAGUCCAUACAAACAGCAGCCAUGAGCAAACCAAACUUCGAGCUUCCGCUGACCAUUGAUCCGGAGCAUGAGUUGCGUUUUGUGGGUCCCUUCAAUCGGUCCGUCGUCACAAUAAUGACCCUUCGGAAUAAUGCGGCGGUGCCACUGGUCUUCAAGAUCAAGACAACCGCACCAAAGCGCUACUGUGUACGUCCAAACAUUGGCAAGAUUCUGCCAUUUCGCUCGACCCAGGUGGAAAUCUGCCUGCAGCCCUUUAUGUACGAUCAGCAGGAGAAAAACAAGCACAAGUUCAUGGUGCAAAGCGUCCUCGCACCGAUGGAUGCUGAUCUGACCGAUUUGAAUAAAUUGUGGAAGGAGCUGGAGCCGCAGCAGCUAAUGGAUGCCAAGCUGAAAUGCGUAUUCGAGAUGCCCAGUGCCGAGGCAAAUGCAGAGAACCCCAGCGGCGGAGCCGUGGGCGGUGGAACCGGCAGCGCCGGCGGAGGUACUGCGGGUACCAAUGUCAGUUCCGUCAUCGCCGAGGGAAUUUGGGCAGACACGAAGCUGUCCAGCGAUGAGAAGGCCUCAAAUUCGCCCGAUGCCACUGAGCAUGUGGACUCGUCCGAUGAGUUAAAGGCGCUGCAGGAGUCCAACAGUGAACUACGAAAAGAGAAUCUACACUUGAAGGAUCAAAUCACACGCUAUCGCAGCUCAGCGGUCCUCAAGCAGCCGAACGAGCCCUAUGCCCCAGUGCUGGCUGAGAAACAGAUUCCGGUCUUUUAUAUUGCAAUUGCAAUUGCUGCGGCCAUACUGGGUCUCUUACUGGGCAAAUUUUUGCUCUGAAUGCCAUAAAUUAUCCAACAUGCAGCAGAAUCACUAACAACUACAGAACUACAGAAAACAAAAAACAAGAAACAAGAAAGAGAACAGCAUCAGGGAGCAGCAGCACCAUCAAACCGCAACAAGACGCAAUAGCAGCAAUAACAACGAACGAACGCAGAAGCAACAGAAAAAAGCAAACGAAAGAGGCGGCGAUACUAAAACCAUCAGAAGGAGCAGUCGAAAAGGAAACUAGCUCUCGAGGAUAAAGAAGAAGGAGGAUGAUAAAGGAGCUGCGCUCGAACAGAAAGUAAAGGCUUCGCAGAUGAAGCAGUUAAAUCUUAAAAUGAUUCAAAAACAAAACCACUGCAAAAAGAAACAACCAGUUUAAUCCAAAAAGUGCAUUGCUCAGAUUUUCCAUUGCAUUUUUUUUAUAUUUUUUUUGAACUAAUAUUACAAUAUUCUUUACGAUAACUAUUAUUAUUUAACGUCUAGAGUCGUGGAAACUCGCAUCUCUUAUUUUCUUUCUAUUAUUCUUCAAUCAGACAUAUUUUUAAAAUCUAAAACUUAUAUAUUAAAAAAAACAAACAAACUUUCGACAAAAAGCAAAAACAAACCCAACAUUCUUAAUGGAUGCAAACCGAUUUCAGUUUUAUUUUUAAUUGAGUUUGUUAUUUGCUUUGACAAAACUUGGAUAAAUGUAAUUGUUAAAGCAAAAAACUAAGAAGAAGCAUAAUUAAGGAAAACCACGAGCAAAAUAAAAUGCAUUACAAAAAGUCA